Messenger RNA from Crotalus tigris (Tiger rattlesnake), 3184 nucleotides. RefSeq names its product prickle planar cell polarity protein 3-like. The transcript is spliced from 9 exons. Gene Ontology annotation, molecular function: zinc ion binding. The record is from RefSeq and is a predicted model, not a curated record. The coding region runs from base 190 to 2268 and encodes 692 amino acids. Lineage: Eukaryota; Metazoa; Chordata; Lepidosauria; Squamata; Viperidae.
GGAAGGUGACAGCGGGAAGGCCAGACGAACGGGGAAGGGAAGCAGCCAGCUCGUUUGCUUGAUGCUUCGGGGCGCAGGGCGAGGGGAGACACCUGCUUGUGCAGUCAGCCGGAGAUCCGCGUUCCUGCAUCCUGAGGACCUGAUCCUUCUAACCACCAUUGGUGGCGGGUACACACGUACAAUCACGCAAUGCAGCUGCCUGAGUUGGAGGACCCUGAUCGGGGCCAACCGUGUCAGGCGUGUGGGGAGCAGUGCCCAGGCUUCCUAGUGCAUGGAUGGAGGAAGAUCUGCCAGCACUGCAAGUGUCCCCGGGAAGAGCAUGCGGUACGCAUGGUCCCUGUCGACUUGGAAAGGAUGAUGUGCCGUCUGAUUUCUGACUUCCAGCGUCACUCCAUCUCAGAUGAUGAUUCUGGCUGUGCUUCGGAGGAAUAUGCUUGGGUUCCUCCAGGACUCAAGCCUGAACAGGUCUAUCAGUUCUUCAGCUGCCUCCCAGAAGACAAAGUUCCCUAUGUCAACAGCCCUGGAGAACGGUACCGCAUUCGUCAGCUGUUGCACCAGCUUCCACCUCAUGACAGUGAGGCUCAGUACUGCAGCUCCCUGGAGGAGGAGGAGGCAAAAGAGCUGAAAUUAUUCUCACAGCAGCGUAAGCGAGAGAACCUUGGCCGAGGAACGGUCCGACUCUUUCCUGUCACCAUAACCGGAGCCAUCUGUGAACAGUGUGGAAAACAGAUUUGCGGAGGGGACAUUGCUGUUUUUGCCAGUCGAGCUGGGCAUGGUGCCUGCUGGCACCCUCAGUGCUUUGUUUGUACCACGUGUCGGGAGCUCCUCGUUGACCUGAUUUACUUCUACCAGGAGGGCAAAAUCUACUGUGGGCGCCACCAUGCCGAGCGCCUCAAGCCACGCUGCGAAGCUUGUGAUGAGAUCAUCUUUGCAGAUGAGUGCACAGAAGCUGAAGCCCGUCACUGGCACAUGCGCCAUUUCUGCUGCUUUGAGUGUGAGGAAGCCCUGGGUGGGCAACGAUACAUCAUGCGCCAACGUCGCCCCUAUUGCUGCCAUUGUUAUGAGAGCCUGUAUGCAGAAUACUGCGAUGCAUGCGGGGAGCACAUUGGUAUUGACCAGGGUCAGAUGACCUACGAGGGCCAGCACUGGCACGCCACCAAUGCCUGUUUCAGCUGCUCCCGUUGCCAGCAACCCCUCCUGGGGAAGCCUUUCCUGCCCAAGCAGGGUCAGAUCUUCUGUUCCCGGGCCUGCAGCCUCGGUGAAGAUCCCAACGGCUCGGAUUCCUGUGACUCUGCCUUGCAGAGCACCCGUCCUCAGGAUGCUCGGAGGACCAGCUGGCAGCAACGCCGAGUUCAGUCUCAGGGCACAUCACCCUCUUCCAUCACCCGCUCCAUUUCCUUUGCGGGGAAGACGGUACCAUCGGACUCUACCCCAAGGACCCGAAGGAGCUGGAGUGGGGCGCCUGGGGAUGAGGAAGAGGAGGUGCCGACGGAAAUGGAAGAGCUAUCUGAUCCAGACAGCAAUGGUUCCGGCUACAGCCAGAGUUGUGAGGAGCCAGUGGAACGGGCUUCCCGGGGAACGUCAACUUGCCUGCCCCCAGCCACUGACCAGGAACCAGGGACAGGGACCGAGCUCCAACCACGUUUCCAGCGCACCUCCCCUUUGCGCCACUCUAUGCCGGAGCUGGGGAUGUCCUCUUCCAAAACCUCUGACUGGAGCAGCAGUUCCACUUCCAAAAUUCAAGCCUCUGCCCGGCCACGACUCAGCGAGGGCAGAGAGCCCGGGACUUUUGCCCGGGGAGGAAUACCCCGGGUUAGCUUCCGGGAACCCUUAAUCUCGGGAGAGCCCAGCACCCCUUCCCCUGAGCAAGCCUCCUUGGAGACCUCUGUGCUGCAGAAGGGGGGAGCCAUCCGGGGACACCCUCGCUCCACUUCAGAUAACUCUCUCAACCUGGGGAGCCAGGACUGGAGGCCAAGGAAGGGGAGGGGGGAAAGGAAGGGAGCCAACCUGUCCUAUUCAGCUUCGGAGAGUGCUUUUCCUGCCUGGCACCGGCGCUACCCUCCCAGGGGAUGGGACUUCAGCUCCUCCGAGUCCUCCGAUUCAUCUUCGGAGGAAGAAGGCUACUUUCUAGGGGAGCCCAUACCCCUGCCACCCCAUUUGCGUGUUGGAGCCAGUUCCCCAGAGGUCACGCCACCCAGUGAAUCAGCUUGCAAAAGGCAGCGCCGAAGACUGCGUGUGGUCCGGGACAAGAACUGUGUGGUGGCCUGAGCUGUCCUGACAUUUGCUAUUGCAGUCCAGCUGUAAUCGGGCUUUGAGUCUUGUCUGAAUGGUGAAAUGUUAAUCAUUCUCUCUGAGAGCCUCUGCAGCCAGUGGCCAUUGUUUCUUCCUCCUUGACCCGUGCCUCUUUCGCCAGGGAUUCUCCUCAGAAAGUAACCUCUUCAUCAUGACCGCUGUUUCUGUUGAAACCUUUCCUCAGGGAGAUUUGAGCGGUUGGUUUUUUUCCCCCUCACGCUGACCUCUGAUCUCUAGACGUGACCCUUGUGUGAAGAAAUCUGGAAGUGUCUCUGUGGUGUUCUUUGAACUGUGGUAGUUUAUUUUCCGUGGUGGCCUUUUGACCUCUCAACUGUGACCUCCUGAACCAAGCUUUAACUUUGUCAUCUUGAAAGUUCAAGUUCUGUAAACCUCUGCACUGUACCCCCGUGAGCGAGCUUCGAGCAACAGCAAUUUACCUGGGAACCCUUGCACUUCUGUUUUGACCUUUUUACUGUGACCUUUGAAUAUUUGCACCAUUCCUGGGUGAUCCUUUUGGCCCUUGAUCCGAGUUGCUAUUACUAAUACAAGUCUCUAGCAAGAUAGCAGUUUCAAACUUUGGGAUUUUCUUCUUUUGGUAGCAAGGUGUUUGGUGGUGAUAUGCGUGUGAUUGUGUGUGUACACUGAGUGAGGCUGAACUGUUCCCUUGCUUUCCAUGCUAGAAGUGGAACAUGGGCAGAAGAUGUCUUCUAGGGGGUAAACCCCUCAAUGUUAUCUUCCUAAUCAAACUGGACCUGUGAUUUCCCCCCCCCCCCAAUCUAGUCUCUCUGCACUGUGUGCAUUUCUAAAGUUUGCAGUUUUUUAAAAAAUGAUUUUUUUUCUAAUUAAGAGUUUUAAUUUAAAUGAAAUUGAAAUAAACUUCAUGAAAAAAACA